AUAUGAGCUUCUGCAGCAUGAAGGAUACACAUCAGGACCUCAUCAGGACCAGAGUCCACAUCACAAGACCAGGACCAUCAGAGCUGCUUCAUCCCUCCAUCAGAGCUGCUUCAUCCCUCCAUCAGAGCUGCUUCAUCCCUCCAUCAGAGCUGCUUCAUCCCUCAAUCAGAGCUGCUUCAUCUCUCCGUCAGAGCUGCUUCAUCCCUCCGUCAGAGGACACCAUGCAUUGUGGGUACCCGUUCAUCCUGUCUCUGGUGUUGUGGGCGGAGCUUGCAGCAGGUAUGGUGUUACCAACAAGCAACAUGCAGAGCACCGCCCAGAGCCUUGAGGCGGCGCUGCAGAGCUACAUCAGCAACCUCAAAAAGACGACAUACCUGCAGGAUCUGCCGGACGAGCCCUGCGCAGACACCGUCGCUAAUGAGAGCUCCACGGCGGCCACCAAACUGUCUCACUAUCAGCAGUGUGCAGACAACCUCAAGACUCUCUGUACUGACGACGUCGCUCUGUGUAAUGUCAUCACACUGCAAAACGACCUGCUGCAACACCUGAGAUCGACAUACCAGGACCCUGUAGUGUGUCCCAAGUCUUCCUCCUCCUCCUCCUCCUCACCUUUAUCAGAUUUCAACUCCAUCACUAGAUCCAUCCAGUGUGUUGACUGCUGGAGCCGGCAGGUGGCUGCAUUAUGCUGAUAACACAAACUGGCCUGAAUUAAAAAAAUAAUAAUAAUUAAUUUUUUUCUAAAAUAUCAUGUUUUUAAUAAUUAUAUAAUUAUUAUUUAUAUAAAUAAUAAUUCAAUGAAGAAAAUGAUUCAGAAAAAGUUCAGUUAUUUUGAAUUACAAGAGCAGAUACAUUUUAUUAUUCCUGUUCAUUCUUAGUCAUUAUUUGUGUAGAUAAUGUUUAUUUUUUUAAUUAAGUUAGAUACUUCUUCAGAGUAGUUUUGGUUUCUUUGUAGAUUAAUAUAUAUUUUCUCUAAAUGUCUAUCAUAAUGGCCAAAUAAGGUAUUGAUAUAUUAUUUACUAAAAGUAUUUCUAUGGCUACGUUUUCUUAUUUUAUUUUAAUUUAAUGACAUUAUUUGUUUAUUUAUGGUGUAAUUUUCAGUGUGAAUACAAGAGGGCUCUACUGGUGUAGUUAUACAAUCUAUUGAUGUAGUUUUACAUUCUGCUGAUGUAGUUUUAUACUGUACUGAUGUAGUUUUACAUUCUGCUGAUGUGGUUUUACACUCUACUGAUGUCGUUUUAUACUCUACUGAUGUAGUUUUAUACUGUACUGAUGUAGUUUUACAUUCUGUUGAUGUAGUUUUACAUUCUACUGAUGUAGUUUUAUACUGUACUGAUGUAGUUUUACAUUCUGUUGAUGUAGUUUUACAUUCUGCUGAUGUAGUUUUAUACUGUACUGAUGUAGUUUUACAUUCUGCUGAUGUGGUUUUACACUCUACUGAUGUCGUUUUAUACUCUACUGAUGUAGUUUUAUACUGUACUGAUGUAGUUUUACAUUCUGUUGAUGUAGUUUUAUACUCUGCUGUUAAGACGUCAAUUUCAUAAAAAAUGUUUUAACGUAUUUAUAUUUCAUGUCAACAUGUUGUUCUGUUUUUGAAUAAAGUUUUUUAGAAA
Sebastes umbrosus (honeycomb rockfish) is the source of this 1610-nucleotide messenger RNA. RefSeq lists its product as uncharacterized. Bases 3 to 689 code for a protein of 228 amino acids. The transcript is spliced from 5 exons. The record is from RefSeq and is a predicted model, not a curated record. Lineage: Eukaryota; Metazoa; Chordata; Actinopteri; Perciformes; Sebastidae.